AGUGAGGGGGGAGGGGAAAGCACAGCUGGACACAGUGGAGCAUUUAGGGUGAUGAAGCCGGCCGUGGGCUGGGGGAGAUAUGUAGGUCCAGGGUGCACAUCUGAGGCAGAUUAUAGCCGAGAGAGGAAGGGGUCACAGAUUGGUGACACUUGUGAGAAUUGGCCUCAAGUCAAUGGGGCACACACCUGUGCCCCAGAAUGGAGCAGCCAGAGCCCCCACCCUGCACGGUGGUGGGGCAGGAGGAACAGGAACUUCGUGAACGGGCCUUUUUCUCAUGGGCUGAGUUCAGCCGUUUCUUUGAUGCAUGGUGUCAGCAGCGGCUGGCACUCUUCUUCGUCAAGAGCUCCAUGCACCUGGCACGCUGCCGCUGGGCCAGUGCACCCCCGCUCUACACACUCAUCGACGUGCUCAAGUACAGCUACGUUCGCCUUGUGUGCAAGGAUGUGCGCGCGCCCAGCCGGCCUGCCGUGGGGCCCCCCCAGACAGGCUGCCCAGCCUUCAUCAUCGUCAAGCUGAGCCCGCUGCGGGACCGCCUCGUGGUGACAGAGUGCCAGUUGACACACUCACACCCGGCCUGCCCGCUCGAGUUUGCUUACUACUUCCGCCCCGGCCACCUGCUGGCCAAUGCCUGCCUUCCAGUGCGCACUACCAACAGGAUCUCCAAGCAGUUCGUGGCCCCAGCGGAUGUGCACCGCCUGCUCUCCUACUGCAAGGGCCGUGACCAUGGCGUCCUGGACGCGCUGCACGUGCUGGAGGGCCUCUUCCGCACCGACCCUGAGGCCAAGGUGAAGCUGGUGUUUGUGGAGGACCAGGCUGUGGUGGAGACCGUGUUCUUCCUGACAUCGCGCACCCGGGCACUGCUGCGGCGCUUUCCGCGCAUGCUUCUGGUGGACCGGCUGCCAGGGCUGCAGGGCGCUCUGGACCUGUUGGCUGUGCUGUGUAUAGACGGGGCGGGCCGCGCGCGCCAAGCCGCCUGCUGUGUGGCACGUCCUGGUACGCCGAGCCUUCUGCGCUUUGCGCUGGCCUCGCUGCUGCAGAGCGCCCCCGACGUCAAGGGCCGUGUGCGCUGCCUCACCGCAGGGCCGGAGGUGGCAGCACAGCUGCCCGCCGUGCGCCAGCUACUCCCAGGCGCGCGUGUGCAGAUUUGUCGGGCACAGGGCCUCGAGACUCUGUUCAGCAAGGCACAGGAGUUGGGCGGUGCUGGCCUUGAGGACCCAGGCCUUUGGCCACGCCUGUGCCGCCUGGCUGGUGCUUCGUCCCCCACUGCCUAUGCAGAGGCACUGGACGAGCUGCGCGCUCACGGCCCAGCGGCCUUCAUCGACUACUUUGAGCGCAAUUGGGCACCGCGACGUGACAUGUGGGUCCGAUUCCGCGCCUUCGAGGCUGCCCGCGACCUGGACGCAUGUGCCCUGGUGCGCAGUCACCGCCGGCGUCUUCUGCGCCGCCUGAGUCCUUCGCGCAGCGUAGCGCAGUGCCUUCGCGACCUCGUGGCCAUGCAGUGGGCUGACGCUGUCGGAGAGGUGGUGCCCGAUGGCCCAGAUGGUGGAGGACCUUGGCUGGAGGGGAAGGGAACCCAGGUGGAAAACAAGGACAGGGUAACCAGAGAAGGGGGAGGGCCCCCAAAAGAAGGAAGUAUUUGGAGGGAGGUUCAGUUGGAGAAGCAGAAGGUGAAAGGGUUUGAGGGGAUUCUCUGGAGAGGGUCCCAGUUGGAGAAGGAGCAUUUGAGAGGACCAGAGAUCCGAGACUGGAGGGGCGCCCACUUGGAGAAGCAGGGGCUAAGAGGACUGGAAGGGUACACCUGGAGUGGGGGACCUCUGGAGCUGGGGAGGGCUAGGGUGCUGGAGGCCACCGACCUGAGCCGGGCCCUGAAUGAUCAGGAGAGGGCCAGAAGCACAGGGGGUGGCACCUGGAGGGGGGCUCAGGGACAUGAUGACAAGGCGAGUGCCCUGAAGACCAAGGACUGGAAGGGUCCUCUCUUGGAAACAGAGAAGGGAAGAGGGCUGGAGGUCAGAAACUGGAGGGGAUCCCACUUGGAGAAGCCCCUGGAGUUGGUCCCUGAGAAUGGAGACCAGCAGGGGUCCCAGUGGGGAGGUAAGAGGCAGAAAGGGCCAGAGAUUAAAGAGGGGGCAGGGAGACUGGGAGUCAAAAGAAGGGGUCUGGAGGGCAUAGUUUUAGUCCAGUUCGGGGACUCUCAGGAAACAGACAGGAAGAAUGGAGAUGGAAGUAGAGCCCAGUCUGGGGGCCCCGAGAGCAGAGGAGGGCCAGGGGUGGAGUGUGAGGAUACUGGAGGAAGGAGUCUAGGACUGGGGACUGAAGUCACAUGUAGCCCUCCCAGAGGGCCUGUGUUUGAGGGUGAUCCAGAAUGGGCAGCAACAAGGAGAGUAUGCCUGGCCUCAGGGCAGAGCCUGCAGGAAGCAGGUGAAGGAGGCAGCCCCCGGGAACCAAAGAGGCCUUGCUGCCCUUCUGGACAGGAGGAGGUGGACUGGGAGCCCCUGGCCAAGUUCCGAGCAGCCUGUGGGCCAGAGUUGGCAGACCUGGUAGCGGAGGAGCUGGCUUUUGCCAGGCAGCAUGGGACCCAAGGUUUCCACUGGACUGGAGCUGGCUUUGCGCUUAAGGAUGGCACCUCGGACUUUUUCUUGGAUGGUGCCCUGACACGCUGCAGCUGCUCCAUCCAUGCCGCCCAUCGUCUGCCCUGCCGCCACCUCUUCGCAGCCCGCCUCCUCACUGGGGCAGCCUUAUUCCACAUGGACCUGCUCAGGGAUUGCUGGGGGGGGGCUCCAGAGCCCUGACACCGAGGGGCAUGGCCCGCCUCCCUCCCUGCUGAGGAUGGAAGGGUAUGCUUUGAGCCCAAAGAUUAAAAGGCUAAGGCCACAUCAGUUCCUCUGGCCACUUUCUGAGUCAUCCAGGGACCUCAUCUUGACAGUGCACCUCUCGGGGUCUGAGGGGAAGUAGACAGUGGUCUCUGAGGUCCUGGAGCCACAGUUGUGGAAGGCGGUGGCGGGCAAAGGGGUCCUGAAGGCUUCCCUCAAGAGAAAAUGUGAACUGAGGUGGUAGACAGGGUGAGGCUAGGACAGAAGGAAAGGGGCAAAGCUGGGGAAAGGAGUGGACACCAGGAUCUGGUGAGACUAAGAACAAAUGAGAGAGAAAGAAGCCCAGUGAAGGAGCAGUAAGAGGAGAACUGACAACAGGGUAGACAGAAAGGAGCCACCAGCAGAGGAUAAGGCACAGAUGGACCAAAAAAAAGUAAUGUGUGUGCAAGAUAGGAAGAAGAGGGGAGGUUGGAUGUUUAAGUCCCAGAGACUUAUCUCCACUGCACAUCCUGGUUGGUCAUUCCCAAAAGAAGUGGGGUGCUGAGUCUGCUGGGAUGAAUUGGAGAGGAACCAUCUGGACUACUGUU
Condylura cristata (star-nosed mole) is the source of this 3397-nucleotide messenger RNA. It is a transcript of the gene ZSWIM9, whose product is annotated as chromosome unknown open reading frame, human C19orf68. The record is from RefSeq and is a predicted model, not a curated record. The transcript is spliced from 4 exons. Gene Ontology annotation, molecular function: zinc ion binding. The coding region runs from base 198 to 2789 and encodes 863 amino acids. Lineage: Eukaryota; Metazoa; Chordata; Mammalia; Eulipotyphla; Talpidae.